Calidris pugnax (ruff) is the source of this 4681-nucleotide messenger RNA. RefSeq names its product twinfilin actin binding protein 1 (gene TWF1). Gene Ontology annotation, cellular component: actin filament; cytoplasm; myofibril. NCBI's taxonomy places the organism in Eukaryota, Metazoa, Chordata, Aves, Charadriiformes, Scolopacidae. The record is from RefSeq and is a predicted model, not a curated record. The coding region runs from base 1 to 1629 and encodes 542 amino acids. Gene Ontology annotation, biological process: barbed-end actin filament capping; actin filament depolymerization; regulation of lamellipodium assembly. The transcript has 10 exons. Gene Ontology annotation, molecular function: actin filament binding; actin monomer binding.
AUGCCGUCCCACCGCCUGGCUCCUGCCCCCAAGGGAGAGCGGACAGGCUCCCGGAGAACGACUCAAUUCACCUCAGUGAUUUGUCGGCACUCGGGCCAACGAGCGACCCCCGGGGCGCGUCCCCGCUCCUGUCCGGGAGGCGGAGGGCAGCGCCGGGCCGGCUGCGGGCACUGCCACACGCUGUGGGGCGGCUGGGGAAGGGGGCGACGGGACGGGGCCGAACCCCGCUUCCCCGGAGGAGCCCUCCGGGGUCCGCGAAGGGAGAGCGGGCCCGGGCGAGGCGCGGCGCCCGGCGGGGGCUCUGCUUGUGACCGUUUAACGGCCCGUUCCCGGUGGAAUUGUCUCCCCUGCCGGGCUCUUUGUCGGCUGCGGGAGGAGCCCGUCUCUCUCUGCCGCGGGAGGGGGGGCAGCGAGCCGAGCUGGGGGGGAAAAGUGCUGCUGGCAUCGGCCCCGGGCGGCCGCCGCCGCUCCGCGGGGUCCGACCCGGAGCUUCGUCCCGCGUCAGGCGGGGUUUCCCCGCACGGCUGGACCCGGCUGAGAAGACUGUUCACCGCAGAAACCCGCAAACGGGGAGGGGGGGCUCCCCCCCGCCUGGGCUCAGCUAGUGGAAGUGUUAAAGAUACCUUUGUUGGAGCAAGAAAUGGACAAUACAGGCUUUUAAAAAUAGUCAUUCACAAUGAGCAGCUUAUUGUGGGAUCGUCUAGGCAGCCAGUUGGAUCAUGGGAAAAGGAUUAUGAUGCUUUUAUCCUUCCCCUUCUUGAAGACAAGCAACCAUGUUAUAUAUUAUACAGACUAGAUUCUCAGAAUGCUCAAGGAUAUGAAUGGAUCUUCAUUGCGUGGUCACCUGAUCACUCUCCAGUUCGUCAAAAAAUGUUGUAUGCAGCAACCCGAGCAACACUUAAGAAAGAAUUUGGAGGUGGUCAUAUUAAGGAUGAAGUAUUUGGAACUGUACAGGAUGAUGUUUCACUGAAUGGAUAUAAAAAGUAUUUGAUAUCGCAGUCCUCCCCUGCACCUCUGACUGCAGCAGAAGAAGAACUUCGACAAAUCAAGAUUAAUGAGGUACAGACAGAUGUUAGUGUAGAUACCAAGCAUCAAACAUUGCAAGGAGUAGCGUUCCCCAUUGCUAAUGAAGCUAUUCAAGCUUUGGAGAAAUUGAAAAAUAAGAAACUGAAUUAUGUGCAACUGCAAAUUGAUAUGAAAAAUGAAAUUAUUAUUUUGGCCAACACACUUCAUACUGAACUUAAGGACUUGCCAAAAAGAAUUCCAAAGGAUGCUGCGCGUUACCACUUUUUCCUGUAUAAGCAUGCCCAUGAAGGAGACUAUUUGGAAUCCAUAGUUUUCAUCUACUCUAUGCCGGGUUAUACCUGUAGUAUACGAGAACGAAUGCUCUACUCUAGUUGCAAAAGUCCACUGUUAGAAAUUGUAGAAAGACAGCUGUGGAUGCAGAUAAUUAGAAAGAUUGAAAUAGAUAAUGGUGAUGAGUUAACUCCUGACUUCCUUUAUGAAGAGGUUCAUCCGAAACAACAUGCUCACAAACAAAGUUUUGCUAAACCAAAAGGCCCUGCAGGGAAGAGGGGAAUACGAAGACUGAUCAGAGGUCCAGCAGAGACUGAAACACCUAGUGAUUAGAAACUGUUGUUUGCAUUUGUUAUAAAGUAUUACAGUAAGAAAUUAAAUUCUGGCUUUCAGUAAUGAACUGAAAUCAUUCCAUUCAUAGAUGCUAGGAAAAGAAAGGCUCUUUUUACUCUUCUGACUCCUCUGACCUCAACACUUUUUAUAUUGUUACAUGAUUAUAUUUGUUGACCAUGUUUUAUAACAUGUGGAAGAGCUAAUUAUUUUAAAGCUAGAAGAGGAAGACUAAGCUAGUACCCCUUUAUUUUAAAUUAGAAUCCGUUAUUUAAUAGCUGUAUAUGUGAUCAUAAACUUUGCAGACAUAACACUAUUAAGCCCAUGUACUCUGUGGGUAAGUUGAGCUCUAUGCCUAGAUGACAGACCUGUCUGCUUAUGAGUAGCCUAUUGAAACUCAUAAGACUUUCCAUGUGAGAAGAGCUGAAGGACUAUAUAGCAUUGUCCCAGAUAAAUCUUUAUUUUUCCUUGUAGCUCUUACGGACAAUAAUACAGUAGAAGGUUUUCUUCUGGUUUUGACAUGAUGCAUUAUUGGGUUUUGUUGUUGUUUUGUUUUGGGUUUUUUUUGGUAAUAGAAAAGAUAAACUCAAAUCAGUUAUCCAUCAAUUAAUGUAAGUGUUCAGGAACAGCUGGAUAUUUUGUGAUGCAAAAGCAUGGUCAUUUCAAAUUUAUAACUGUUUUAAUGUGAUUGUCUUUUAAAGAAAUCUGACAUAAAACCACUAUAGCUUUUCCAGACUUCUAUACCGCUUGUAAGCCUUACAUAUUAAGUACUAAAUGACCAAGUAAAAAGUAAUAGAAAGUGCAUGAGUAUACUCGGUAGAUUAUGGAGCUGCUUUCAAAUAUGCGUAAAAAUUCCAAAUAAAUAGUUGAUUAUUGGUGCACUUGGAUCUAAACUGGUAUAAAUUCAGUAAAAAUUGAAAUAGACUUGCUUCAUAAUGGUGAGUCGUUCUUGAGAUCCUAGUGUGGUUAUAGUAUCAACUGCAAUUUUGACUUUCAAAGUAUUCUGAAAAUGACUUUUCCUGAAUGUUUGAACUUUAAUAGUAACUUAAAUCUGUAACAAAAUCCAACUAGGUGUUGAAUAACUGCUGGCAGCACCUAGUUAGGAUUUUGUCUUUGUCUUUUUUUUUUUUUCCCCUUCUCCAAAAUACUAAAAUCACCCAGAACAGUCUAAACCUGAUCAAACCAUGAGUAAUGUAUUUAAUAGGAAGAAGAAAAAUAAGAUUAUUUUAAUAAGUGGAUUAAAGAAGAAUUAGAUGUGGAAAUCAAGUAUUGGAUGACCUUAAAUAUUUAAAAUUGUGUAGAGGCAAAUACUAGUGGAGAGAUUAUAUUCCCCAGUGGGGACUUGCUUUUUAGUGUCAUGUAUGUGAGCUUUGUGUUUCUUGAAUUUUAUAUUCUUAAGGCUACAUGGGAGUUGCAAGUCUUGGUUCAGUGUGUAUUACCAUAGGUGCUGGGUGUACACGUUAUGGAGCUGAAUCACGUGUUUACCUGGUGGAAGAUAGAUUUGAAACUAGUUUUGUAGGGAAAUAAUGCUUUGACACUACUAGUUCCUGAUAAAAUUUGUUUUAUCUUACACAUUAUUUUGUUUGGAGAUGCUAGCUUGUUAUUGAUGUCUGAGGUUGCACUAUAUAAUGUGAAGAUUGGAAUAGCUGUUGGUUUUACUGUGGUGGUUUUUUUUAUAUAUGAAGUAGAAAUCUGACACCUCAGCUUUUUUUCAUUUAAUCUGAUACACUACAUCAAUCCAAUUCAAUAGCUCUUGAUCCUCAGCUAAUCUCCUCCUUGCCCUCAGCUACUGUGUUCUUUUUCUGCCUCUUGCCUCCUCCCUCCAGGGCAAGGAGCUGCCCUUUGGAGUCUUUUCUUCUCUGUGGUACCUGCCAGGCAAGUGUCAUUGGUUUUUAAACAUGGUUCAUGUGUGUGCAGCUCAUUGUACACUGUAAUUAAAUGUAUUUUUAGUUGAACUUUGAAUCUUUUCAGCACCCCUAAUUCACUUUGGGCUUUUUGGUGGUUGUUUUUUUUUAAGGAAAACCUUUGAGUGUAGCAGUUGAAAAAUCACUGCUAGAAGGGUUUUUGUUUGACUUGAGUAUUCCUGCCCUGUGUCAGCCAUACCAAGAGUGCACAUACAUUUUUACACUUAUUUGAGCCAGUAAAGAAGUUCAGCUUUUUAAUACCAAACAUGUUAAAUAAUGAACAGUUUGACCUGCUAUGGUUAUGUGUAUGUUGUGUUUUGUUUGGGGUUUUUUUCGGUAAUCCUGCCCCAGGUAGAUGAGGGUAGGAGGUAGGAAGCUUAAUCUGGAGGAUGCUGAAAGCUGGUUAAGCGAUUACGGGAGGGUGUUUAUAAUGAGCUGCUUUAAGAGUUUGUCCCAAACCAGACAUUCUAAGUUCUCUUAGUUGAAAAUAUUCUCUGUGGGUGUACAGACCCCUGACCAGUGAGCAGAGAGUCACGUCCUGGGCAUAUUUCCCCCUCAUCUUUCCCCUAAAAGAUAAUUGUGUGAAGUCUUCCACAGCCCACGGCCUCCCCGGGCCUCUCGUAGUCAUUCUCCUGACACAGCAAUAACAAGCAUCUGACGUUUGUGGAAGAUCUGUCACGUUUACAUCUGUGUAGUUGCCUCACGUAACACUACUCCUGUUAACUGAUGUUCGGAGCCAGCACAAAGUGAGGGCAUUAAUGAAAGUUGUUCCUUAACUGUCUCUGCUCACUUAAUAAUUGAAAGUGUCCGUUCAAAUUGUUGUUGGCCUUCGGAAAGCCCGAAAGCAAUGCAGCUGUUUGCAGUUAACUUACAAGCUAUUAAACAGUUAAUUAACAUGACAGGUAAUUAUUUUUGAAAUGUUUAUGUUGCAAGGUAGGAAGAAUGUGAUCUUCUAAAACACUCCUAUCAGAGGUUUGUAAAACUAAUCAAGGUAGUAAUUGCUCUGUUACUUGGAUAAACAUGUUGAUAAAGGAAACUUUUGAUUUACGGUGUCUAUAUAUUCAAUGAAAACCACCUUCAGAUGCUAAAAUUAACUAAGUUUACCUUAUCUAUUUUGUAAAUUACUUUAUAAAUAAAGAUCUGACGCUUUA